This is a messenger RNA of Aphanomyces astaci, 2334 nucleotides long. RefSeq lists its product as hypothetical. Gene Ontology annotation, molecular function: metalloendopeptidase activity. Lineage: Eukaryota; Oomycota; Saprolegniomycetes; Saprolegniales; Verrucalvaceae. Gene Ontology annotation, cellular component: cytoplasm; membrane. The record is from RefSeq and is a predicted model, not a curated record. The coding region runs from base 22 to 2334 and encodes 770 amino acids. The transcript is spliced from 3 exons. Gene Ontology annotation, biological process: cell adhesion; proteolysis.
UUUUUUUUUUCAGAAUUCAAGAUGCCGCGAUUGGCAGUGGCUGUCUCACUGGCGGCAAUUGUUGCUGGUCAUCACUGCAUCCACGACGAAGUUGCAGGCGCAGUGUCCGAGUCCGCGUGGUCGCAAAGCUACGGCUUGCAGUCGAUCGAUCUGGACGCUUCGGCGUCCGUCACGUCUCGUUCGAUUCGACACCUGGAAACCUCCACCAGUACCACAUCCGGGUCCCCGCUUCGGGUCGUGCCCUACUUCGACAACGUCACUUUGGGUGCCCUCCUGUCUGACAAGCGCUCGCUCGUGGUCGACUACUUGGUACCCGCCGCGGUCUCGUUCUGGUCCCAAGCACUUCGUGUGAUCCCCGUCCAAGGCAGCUUAUUUGCAGCCCCCCCUUGCACAUCUGCAUGGAAUACCGUGCCGUCCACGUGCGCCAACCUCGCUCCGUCCUCGUAUUGCUUUGAAAUGCCUUACCCCCCAGAGCACUACAGCCCCCUUCGAGUGUGCUCGACAUGUCUGAGCGCGGGCUGCGCCACGGGCAACUGCACCGUUGUCCGGCCCAACAACACGGGGAUUCCAAAUGCGGACAUGGUCAUGUACAUCCGUGCAAUGACAACCAGUCGGUGCACGGACAACACCUUGGCGUACGCCAUCACGUGCCAGCGAGACCAAUUCGACCGCCCCACCUUUGGCAUGAUCAACUUCUGCCCCGACUAUUUGGACACGUCCACCCUCGAAGGUCCCUCGUACGACAUCCAAGUCACCACGGCCCUCCACGAGUUCGCCCAUGCCCUCGGGUUCUCAUCUGCGUCGUUUCCCCUCAUGCGGAAUCGCGAUGGUACCCCGCGCACCACUCGCCAAGGGGGAAGUCGCACUGGCCGCGCGGUGGCGUCUACCGGCACCUGCGCCAAUGGAACCUCCAUCACUAGUACGGGACUACCGUCGAACGCAACAGUUGUGUACCAAAACGUGCGGGGCCACGCAGUCACGUACAUGGCGACCCCCACGGUGGUGGCGUUUGCCACAAGCCACUUCAAUUGCUCGAGUGUCGUGGGUGCGGAAAUUGAAAACAACGACGGGUCGUGUAUGGGGUCGCAUUGGGAAGAGCGACUGUUUGGUCCGGAACUCAUGACCCCUGUUGUAAACUACCGGAACCCCACGUCAGCGUUGACCCUGGCGUAUUUCGAAGACACGGGGUGGUACCAGGCCAACUUUAGCGUGGCAGAGCCGCUGCUUUGGGGCAACAAUAAGGGUUGUGCCUUUUCAAGCGACAACUGCGUGGGACCCACCACCACCACCAGCGGCAACCUGAAGCCUGUCGAUGUCGCGACGUACUGCGCAGCGGACGGCGAAGCGUGCUCCCCCGACGGCCUCUCCCGGUCGUGGUGCUCCCUCAAGACAGAUUACGCAGCGGACGACAUUCCACCGUGGUUUCAGUACUUUGCAUCGCCUACCACUGGAGGGUACAGUGAAUUUGGAGACUAUUGUCCCGUACAACAAGCGUACAGCCAAGGCGACUGUUUGAAUGCGUCGAAUUUGGCGCUCAUCCCCAACACGAAUCUCACGCCUAUGGGAGAAAUGUACGGCAACGACACUAGUCGCUGCACGCUGUCGUCGCUCCGGUUAGCCAACAUGUUUGGCUACGAGUACCGCACUCGAGCGGCAGGAUGUUACCCCAUGACAUGCCAUGGACAGACGGUCCAAGUGAGCGUGAAGGCUGCCGACAACGGAGUUGUGACGGUACAAUGCAAGUACAAGGGUCAAGUCGUGACCGUCGCCGGCUUUACUGGAACCCUGACGUGCCCCGACCCGUUUGUCGUGUGCCAAUUGGCUCAAUGCACCACUCCUUGUGGACCUCGAGCCAUGUGCGUCAAUGGUCAAUGCACGCCCGUGGUGGCUCCUGCGACAACGACAUCAACGCCAACUGUGGUCAACAACACAGUCGUGCCGUCGAUACCCCCCGUCGUCACAACGUACUCUCCUACGAUGACAACGACGACGACCCCCACCACCUCGACACCCACGGUUGGCUCAUCUGGAGGAACAUCAACGACACCCAAACCUACGCCACCGUCGGCCUACUCGACCGUAUCACCAUCCACGACACCCAAACCUACGCCACCGUCGGUCAACUCGACCACAUCACCAUCCACGACUCCCAAACCUACGUCACCGUCGGCCAACUCGACCACAUCACCAGGACCGUCAGCUUCAGCGAAUGACACGACUAUCACAGCGAGUCCCACCACGACCACAGUCCCCAAGACGUCACACUCGGCGGUGGGCUCUGUAGUUGUGACCGCACUGGUGUGGAUCACAUCAUUUUGGAUAUCUUAUGGUUAA